ACUAGUGAGCUCAUUAAAUAGUUAAGAUACAACUCUCAAGGACAAAGAAAAGGUUAUAAUUUGUCUGUUGAAUAAUUCUCGUUAUGAAAUACUCGUAUAAAGUGUACACCUGUUAGAAUUUAGAGGACAAUAACAUGGAUACGAAUAGACGCUUUGAUCAGUUUCCGGGUUAUAUGUUUGGGAAGUCGAAAAUGAUUCGUAACAAAAACUGGGAAUUGUUAGAAAUACAAGUACUCAAGAAAAUGAUUGACAAUCACUACGAACUUCUUAAUUCGCGCCACACUAAUGCCAUGAUAAAUGCUAGGAAAAAUCUUGUUUGGAAAAGAAUAGCUGAUAGUAUCAAUGCAUUAGGAUUACAUAGACGAACCGUUAGGGAAUUGAAAAUUAAAUGGUCUAACAUGAGAUUAACAGAGAAGAGAAAGUCAUCCGGAAGUCAACACACAACAGGUUCACAAGAUUAUGAUUCCGAACGUACAGAUGAUGUAGUAGAUAUUUCACAAUCGUCGUACGAGUCUGAGAGCCAGCUUAAUUCACCGGUUGAACAAGGGAUAACUCAAAAUCAAGUAGAUGCAAUCGUUUCAAAUGAUGUUACAAGUGAUAAGAGUACUGUGCAACCGCAACAACUUUCCUUAUGUGACUCUAAUAUUAUCCAGAACCAUCAUCUUGGAAAUGCUAAUGAAUCAAACAGACUUCUUUACACCGGGAGGCUGAAUACUGUUGAACCAAGCUUGCCAGUCCAAAAGCAACACUCAGUUAAUAUUGAAAAUGAAAUGUCAACUAGUCAAAUAGCAUCAUGGCCUCUUGCCGAAUAUUCAUCGGAUCAAGUCAGACAGAACACGGGUGAAAGCAAUAUUCUGAAUUCGUCCAAAGACCAUGUUUUGGACUUUAGUCAGGAUAGAAUCUAUUUGCCCGGUGUAGUGAUAAAACCAGAACCAAAUAACUUCCAACAAAUGGCAAAUGUGAAGGACACAGUUAGCUCUGUACGUAGAAUUCCUGAAUUUCAAUCGACUGCCAUACAAACGGACUGGAAAUUAUCUGGUGUUGGAGAUUACGUAUGCCCAUCUUUAUCCGUUUCCGAAAGAGAUAUCUCAGCCAUUAAAUUCGAAAUUUUGAACCUUGAAAAAGCAAAUCUACUUUUGAAAAACGAAAACAUGGAAUUACAAAAUGCCAAGUUAAGAUUGGAAAUAUCUAGACAUCAAAGUGACGUGUAACAUAUAGAGCUAAGAUGCCAUAUAUAAGUACAUGUUUAAAUGCAAAAUCGCCAUGCUCUAUGACAUAUUCCAGAUUAUCCGUUUUAAUUUGUCGUCAUAAGAGUAGAGUCGUGUUUAAAGCUUGGAUAAACUGCAGUAUUUAUAAUUGGUUGCCGUAAGGGAAAGUCAUUGCUCAAUAUGCAACUCCAUAGACAUACUCUUUUCUUAGCAAAUGUAUUAAUAAUACAAUAUAUCGGUUAAUGCCUUUCAUCUCGACAUGAAUUAACAAUGCAUCUAGGUAUUGUCGACGACAAAUGGGUUUAACAGAAAUAUGACAACCAGGAACUGACGUUAAUUCAAGAAAUAUCGUAAAUGGUGAAAAAUGAAUAAUCUUAUGAAAUACCAUUUUACAGUGUAUUUACAAAAAAAUAAUGUUAAUUUAGUCGGAAUGUCUGGUAUAUUAGAUGAUGAUGCGAAAUAAAUAUUAACAAGAAUAAUAUUUGUAUAGUUCGGAGAAAAGUUCUAACAUGUUGUAAAUGACGUGAAAACAUUAAAUACUUUUAUUUCCCCCUGUGGUUUAUCAUGAAUUGUGUCCAAGAACAUAAUUUGCAGGUGGCAAUACACUUUAUUAAAUAGGUAACGAUCUUUCUAUGUCAAACAUAUUGUACUGUGUUGAGAUGGGUAUCUCUCACAUAAACAGAUUUUGUACACUCCACAUCUGAUAUCACUAUUCUAUAAUUAAAUCGUAUAUGAAUAAAUACUAAGUUUCUAAAAUCUACGUAAUUUGUUCUC
Messenger RNA from Mytilus californianus (California mussel), 1982 nucleotides. RefSeq lists its product as uncharacterized. The transcript has 2 exons. The coding region runs from base 135 to 1211 and encodes 358 amino acids. The record is from RefSeq and is a predicted model, not a curated record. NCBI's taxonomy places the organism in Eukaryota, Metazoa, Mollusca, Bivalvia, Mytilida, Mytilidae. Gene Ontology annotation, cellular component: nucleus.